CGGCGGCGCGCGCCGAGGCGGGCGCAGAGCGGCUGCGGAGGCACCUCCAGCUCGCGCCGUCCCUCCGGGAGACCCGCGCGCCAGGGAUAAUCCAUGGGGCCGAGCGGCGCCCGCUGAGGGAGGAGGGAACGAGGAGCGGCGGGAGUCGGUGCCGGCCGGGUUCUGGAACAUACCCUUCAAAGGACUAAAGGAAGUGACUGCUGAGGAUAACGAAUAUGCAAUUGUGUAAAUCUCAACUGCAUUAAAUUGAAAGAAAAGUUUAGAAUAAAGUCUCUUAACUAGGGAAGGACAGAGAUGUGUUUUGGGCAUUCCUACAGGUGAAUGUAAAGCAGUGAAGCAUAUAAAUGUUCCUCUGCCUACCAUGUGCUAGUGUUCUGUGGGACCAGGUUGGUGUUAGCAUCUGCACUUAGUGCCAGUCAGAACUGGUUGUAAAGGACUGAUGGGGAUGGACACAAGGGUCCCCAAGCAGCCAUGCAGCAGGUCUUAGACAACCUUACCGAUCUGCCGACAUCGACGGGCGCUGAAGAGAUAGACCUGAUUUUUCUUAAAGGAAUUAUGGAAAACCCUAUCGUAAGAUCACUUGCUAAGGCUCAUGAGCGACUGGAAGAUUCUAAACUUGAGGCUGUCAGUGACAACAACCUGGAGCUGGUGAAUGAAAUUCUCGAAGACAUCAGUCCGUUAGUAAAUAAAGAUGAAAAUAUUGCAGAAUUGGUUGGAAUACUCAAGGAACCUCAUUUUCAGUCACUCUUGGAAGCACAUGAUAUUGUUGCUUCAAAGUGUUACGAUUCCCCUCCUUCUAGCCCAGAAGUCAAUAAUUCUUCAGUGAACAACCAGGUUGUUCCAGUAGAUGCUAUUCGUAUCCUUGGAAUUCACAAAAGAGCAGGAGAACCACUGGGUGUUACAUUUAGAGUUGAGAACAAUGAUCUGGUAAUAGCACGAAUUCUUCAUGGAGGAAUGAUAGAUCGACAAGGUCUUCUGCAUGUAGGUGACAUUAUUAAAGAGGUGAAUGGCCAUGAGGUUGGAAAUAAUCCAAAAGAAUUGCAAGAACUGCUGAAAAACAUUAGUGGCAGUGUCACUUUGAAGAUUCUUCCCAGCUACAGAGACACCGUUAUUCCUCAACAGGUUUUUGUGAAGUGUCAUUUUGAUUAUAAUCCAUAUAAUGACAACCUCAUUCCAUGCAAAGAAGCAGGUUUGAAAUUUUCUAAAGGAGAAAUUCUUCAGAUUGUAAACCGGGAAGACCCGAAUUGGUGGCAGGCUAGUCAUGUCAAAGAAGGAGGAAGUGCAGGUCUAAUUCCCAGCCAGUUCCUGGAAGAGAAGAGAAAGGCCUUUGUUAGGAGGGACUGGGACAACUCAGGGCCUUUUUGUGGAACAAUAAGCAGCAAAAAAAAGAAAAAGAUGAUGUAUCUCACUACAAGAAAUGCAGAAUUUGAUCGCCAUGAAAUCCAGAUCUAUGAGGAAGUGGCCAAAAUGCCUCCUUUUCAAAGGAAAACACUAGUCUUGAUUGGGGCCCAAGGAGUGGGGCGAAGAAGUUUGAAGAAUAGGUUCAUAGUACUGAAUCCUACUAGGUUUGGAACUACAGUGCCAUUUACUUCACGAAAGCCAAGGGAUGAUGAAAAAGAUGGGCAAGCGUACAGAUUUGUGUCACGAGCUGAAAUGGAGAUGGAUAUUAAAGCUGGAAGAUAUUUAGAGCAUGGAGAAUAUGAAGGAAAUCUUUAUGGCACCAAAAUUGAUUCCAUCCUUGAAGUUGUUCAAACAGGAAGGACCUGCAUCUUGGACGUAAAUCCACAGGCCCUGAAAAUACUGAGGACUUCAGAAUUCAUGCCCUAUGUAGUGUUUAUUGCUGCUCCAGAGUUGGAGACUUUGCGAGCUAUGCACAAGGCUGUGGUAGAUGCUGGAAUUACAACAAAACUUCUCACUGACACUGAUCUGAAAAAAACAGUAGAUGAAAGCGCCCGGAUCCAGAGAGCGUACAACCACUACUUUGACCUGACCAUUGUCAAUGACAACCUGGACAAAGCCUUUGAGAAGCUGCAGACUGCCAUUGAGAGACUGAGGCUGGAGCCACAGUGGGUCCCCAUCAGCUGGGUGUAUUGAGAUGUCUCGAGAGGAGCUUAAGUACAAAUAAAAUCAACAGCAGCAAAUGUGACAUGUAGAUACCGAUGAUAACCUACAGCACCUGUGCAUUUUUACUCUGUGUAUAUUCAAAAGUACACUGUUCUGAAUUUUUAUAAAAAUGUUGAAGAGAAAGUGUACUUAAAUAUGUAAUUUAUUUUAAUUUUUCUAACUUUUUACAGAUAACCUUUCUAUUCAUAUCACAUAAAGGAAAUGCGUUUAAGCAUUUUUCUAUGUUUUGAUUUAGUACCUUUGCCUUUUUCAUCUAAGAAACUUUCAGUCAUUCACUUCAACAUUUACAUCUUGGUCUUACAUUUUCACUGUGAUUAAAAAAAGGAUACUUGAAACAAUUUUUGUAAAAUUUGUUAAUGUCAGUGUUUAACGGAUCAAAAGUCUCUUAUUAGGAAAGAACACUAAUUUCUUUGUUUUUUUUUUAAAUUCCUUAAAAAAUCAAAAUUUCAUGGGAGCAGAAUUAUAAAUAUUACAAGCAGCAACAAACAGCUCCAUUGCUCCAGCUUCUUUCGGCUUAAUGUGGGUGCAUUCCUGAUGUUUCACAAGUUCUUGAUAUCUCUUGAUUUAGGUAACUUUUAUGUAGGUUCCCCUAUAUCUGUCUCCUAAGUUAACAUAGAGCAAUACCUUGCAAGCUGCUUAUUAAGCUUUCUUGGGAGCCACCCUGUUUGUUAGCCCAUUAGAGUUGAAGUACUGAUAUUAGAAAGUCAUAUGCCAGGUAAUUCAGUGCAAUUUGAAUAAAGGUGAAGUAGCUUGAGAGAGAACCUGAUAAUGUGGAGCCUUGUAAGUGACACUUAAUGUUUAGGACUAUUUAUUCACACUUGUGAAAACAGACUGCUUUAAGAAAAAAAAGGCAUUUUCUUUUCUUAGAACAUUGUUCUAUAUUUGUAUAGUGAUCUGUGGCUUCAUUUCCUGUGAUGUCUGGCUGGGUUCUAAAUUAUCUUUUAAAUAUUUGUGUGUGAUCAACUGCUGUAUUUUAUGAGUGUUGCGUAAUGGCAUUACUGUGCUUUUUCUCACAUUGUUUUUAAUUGCAUUUUUCAUUAGAUAGCUUGUGAAUUGGAAGCUUACUACUAAAAAGCAAUGUUGUUUAUACCUUUUUUGUUUUACAAUGUAUUUUCUUUUGUUUAGUGACAGUUCUCCCCUCAGUAGGCCCAUUGAUAUAAUUUGUAUUAGGUUCAAGUUCAUCGAUCAAAACUUAGGCUGAUGUAAAUUUCUGCUUAAUGAGAACAGAACAAAAAGACAGCUUGUUGCUCAGACAAGCUCUUUUUGUGACCAUGUUUUAUAUUAUAGUGUCAACUGUUGUAUAUAGUCAGAUUCACCAUCGUGUACUGGGUUAGGUGUCUAAACUGAAGUCAUCUGUUUAAUUUCUCUUCCAUCUGGUGACAGGCACCUGGCUUCUGGAUUCUUUCUCAACACCAAAGUGUGACACGGAAUGCUAUCAAAAGGCAGCUUCCUCAGAACUAUUUCUGGAGGAAGACAGGCUUAGACACUGAAAAACAGUAUUGCUUCCUAGGGCUCUCAAAAGACUUUUAUGUGCACAAGGAAAAGAAAAAAUGGAGUUGAUGCACUACAGGAAAAGUGUGUUAAAAAAAAUCCCUCAAAACACCCGUAUACUACAAAUGAUUUUUACAAAGCCUAUGAAGUUGGUUGUUGUGGGGAAAAAGGGGCAGAGGGGACUUUAAAUCGCAGUGUAUGUGGAAAAUGUCAAACUAUAGCACAGGAAAUCUUUGUGGCUCUUAAUACUGAGAUUUCAGUCUUUUAGAGGGAAUCUGAAAUUCUCUAAGGAAAAUUUGUACCACUACUUUGUUUUACUGCUAUACUUUUCAGGAUGUGUUUUCUCUGAUUUUGUUUAAGUUUGGCAGAGCUUUUAAAUGUGGCACCAGCAUGGGACUCUUAGUUUCCUUUCCCAGGAAACAUGUUCUGUGAUCCUAUCACUCAGAGGCUGCUUUGAGAAAUGGAUCAAGUUUUGUAUGUAGCAGUAAAUGAUAGCAGGGCCGUUGCUUGGCUAUUUUAAUGAUUUGCUUUUGGCACUCUAUGCUGAACAUGACUGAACUGUGUUUGUGUAUUGUGUCAUAGGAGACCUCCAUAUGCUGUAAAUAAGAUGUGCUGUCUGGACAGAUAUGAUGCCUUUUCAUUAUGAGUUAGAAAAAUACUCUUAUUUAUGAUGCCAAAAAUGGGCUGAGUUCACUCUUCCCUAAUGAAUGGAAUGAGAAGAUUCUUCAGUUUACACACCGUAGUACUUUAUAUUGCAAACAUCACUUAUUUUUAUCUUUUUUUUUUCUGUAAGUUUACUUAACCAAAUGAGACACAUGAAACAUGGACACCAAGGUUUAGUCAGGAUAAGCUCUCUGCUCCUUCUGCUUCCAUCUCAGAGAGAACACUGUCGAAAGAGUCUCCUAGUUAGCAAUCUCCAAAAUAUCCACAUAUUUGCUGAAGCCUAAAGCUUUUGCAUUUGCUACAGGUUCGCACUGUGUGUUUAAAUCAGGCAGUGAGCACAGUGCAGCCUGGUGGCUGAGCAUUGGGUGGUGGUAGUGCAGAUGCCAAUGAGCAGUACAAUUCUUAAGCAAUAAGAGAAGAUGGCUUGCUUAGGUUGCAGGCAAUGAUUGUAUGGAAGUGUCUGCAGGUUUUAUCUGGAUGUCCACAUGCCAGGUUGUAAGGGGGAAAACAACCCAAACACCACACUCCUUGCAUCUUUUAAAUCUUGAGGGUUCAUACUGGCGUGUUUAAUGUUGAGAGAGGGAGAAAGGUUGGCUUGUUUUUCUGCAGUGGUGGGUCUUGGUUUUGUUUUUUAGCAAAAACAGAUUUUCAUCAGAUAUUCUGCUUAGUUUGUCACUACCUGGUAGGAUGACUAGCAUGAGAGUGACAGUUACUUUUUUUAAAAAAAGCAUUCUUGGGGGUUCUUACAGGGCUGGUGCCAUUUCAGUGACAUCCACAGCAGUGAUAGUCCCUACCUGCCAGGAUGUGCUGGAUCAGCUGUUACACAGGGACCUGUAUAUUGUGCAAUUAGGGGAGAAAGACACUAUGAAAGGCUCAUUUUGAGCAAGUGAAAACAUUUCAUAGAACAGCUGUUUGAAGUAUUUCAGAGGAGUUAAAAUAACUGGGAUUUCAUGUAUCUCAUUCUGUACUAAACAUUAAUUUUCCAGAUACUAACAGGAAAACUUUUUACAUUGACUGUUAAUGAUUACAAUAGGUGUGUCUGAGCGAGGUGAAGAUGCUGCUAAAUGUUUAAGAUAUGUGGUAUGUAUCACAAGAUAAAUAUUUAAGUAGUUUAGAAAAGUAAAUUAUCAAGUAGUUGUCUGUGUAUAUGUAUGUAUGUGGAUGGUAAAACAAAAAAUGCUCAUGUUGGUUAUCACAUUACUAAGCUACCAUGACUUAAUCCAGAAAUGUACCUGCAUGUGAGACUUUAGAACUGGUACACUUCUCUACCUGGUUUAUUGUGUUUACUAAUGUAUAUUUUUCUAAAUAUACAGAUAUUUCAAUCUAAAAAAUUCUAUAUUUAUCUGUAAUUUCUAUCUGUUUUGGACAGUGCAUGAGGUGCUGUAAAAUUCUGUACAUAUAGAGACUUAUAGAAGAAACACUGUCGUUGCCCUGUGAAUGAAAAGUUAUACACAGAAGUACAGUCAGUAUGCCAAGACCUGUAAGUUAUUUCCCUGAAUUCACCAAAAAUUCCCUUAAGCGUGCACCAGUCUCAAGUUUCAUGUAAAUACCCUGGUGCAUGUGUACCCAGGUGAUUACCUUGCUGUCUCUAAAUGUUACUGGCAGGUCUAUUUUAGGUUCUGCAUCAUGUGACAAGAUGCAGUUCAAGUUUAGUGGGAUAAUUAUAAUGGAAAGUGGGAUAGUUAUAAUGGAAUAUGUCAUCUUGCAUAGAUUUAUAAAAGUCUUUCAAAAUGUUCUGCAAAUAUACAGUGAAGGUAAAAUUGGAGCACAAUCACAGACCUUUGUAGGCAAGGAAAAUUGAAUUUAUAACCAAGGCAGUAUCUGUAACUUGUGCCGUGUUCUCAGAUCAGGGCAGCUCUGUGUACUUAGUCAUACAAAAGCUUUGUGAAGCAGGAUGGUGGAUCAGCUCAUCGCUUUUGAAUUUGUGUUUAUAUAAGCUGUCACAUCUUGGAUAGGCUCAAAAUGUGACAUUUAUUUCCCCAUCCUCUGUACUCACUGCAUCUUCUAAAAUCACACCUAAGUGACUUGCUGUACAAAUUGCCUGCAGCUCAGUGCUCAGAAGUCAUCUGGGUUUGGUUUUGUUUUGAAAAGGGUGAUUCAGCUGAGAAAAAGGAAGACUUUUUUUCUCUUUGAAACACAGAAAAUCCUUGGCUGGGUACCCCCUUGAGCCCAGCUGGCCUGUCUGGUAUGCUUAAGGACCAGUGGAGGACAGUCAAGCAGAGCAGUCCACAAAUAAGGAACUAUGGGUUCUUACCUGUCCUUAUGCAUGAGCUGAUAUUGUGUACAUAAAUUCAAACUUCUUUCACCUAUUCCUUGGUUUCCCAUCCAGGCUUCCUCUAGCUUACUGCUCCGUUCAGACUGAACCUUGAGGCAGAUGCUGUUCCUCGCUCGCUGUGCCUCUUAAAUGCAGCUCUAAAACAAAUACAGCUGGAGCUCUGUCACAUCUGUCACGCAAAUCUGUACAGACUGUUUCUUUCAUGCAGGGUUUCUUUCCUGCCUCAUCCAAAUUCUGAAGGGUUCAACUACCACAUUGUUAUUGCCAAACUUCAUGAUACUAUCACUUUAUUGAUGUCUACGUAGCGGUUACUGGAUACAAAGACUUGUAGUCUGCUAGGCCUCUUGCCUUAAGUACCCCUCAGCUCCCAGCUGCCCCCCAGAACCUCUCCUGGGCCAUUGAAAGGGUUUCUGUACUUAAAGGUACUUUAAUUUGCUUUCUCUGGUGGACUGUCAUGACUGACGGUGCUGAAGUCCUGGCCCCUUGUUCUUUUUUUCCGGCUUUAAUUUUUUUAGCCUCUCCUUCUCAGUUUUCAGGUAUGUUUAACAGGCUUUCUGAUGGAAAGUGUCUGGGAUUCUCCACUCAUGUCUUGUAGGGGAAAUAAUAGUCAAUAUAAACAUUGGUAUUUAGGACUAGUGUAACUUACUGGUUUUAGGCCCAAGAGAGACACUUAAAAAUAGAGUAAAAAAUGCUUGUAAAAUAACCAGUUUGGGUUAUUUUACAGGCAGUGUUGGCUUCCAAAAAUAUUAAAAGUGUGCUCAUGUUCACACACAUACAUAUAAAACUUAGGGGUAAAUACUGCAAGUAAUUCAGGCAGUAUCUGCUAAUUUACCUGAAUUCUCCAUGGUGGGAUGCUAUUCCACAAAUGGUCCCAUUUUCAACAGCUGAACUCUUGAGUUCAUUUGCUGGUAUUGCAGCUGAGAUUUACCUGUACAGGCUUAAAAACAAACCCCAGCUUGGUGAAGGCUGUUAAGCAAUUUCACCUACAAAAAGAAUUUAUUCAGCAGGGGUUCAGCAAUAUUUAUAUUUUAUGGAAUAAAUUACACUUGAAGUAAAUUAAUUUUGUUCUCAGUAUUUGGAACCAUUUCUUACUUUCAAUGGGUAUGGAGUUCCUUUUGCUAUUAGGGCAGUCAUUGGACAACAUAGUUGAAAGUAGUCCUGGAAACACUUUUUCCCAUUUAGCCUUCUCCCUUUUACGGCAGCAGCUCCACGCCAAUGCUUCUCCAUGCAACUUUGGCUGUCCUCAUGGCUCAGCCAAGUAUUAUUCCACAAGUAGCCAGCAUUUACCUAAAACACAGCAGAGCCUCUUCCAAAACCCCAAGUAACUUCUCUGUUAUUUGACCUCUCACGAUACGUAGUGUAGUGCAAAAUGAAUGGCACUGCUUUGUACAGUUCCAGGCUGGCAGCCAAAUUGUUGGUUGCAAAGAAAAACUUGACUGAUUUUUGGUUGGUUGGUUUAGGUCUUGUACACAAUUAUAUAUGGAGAUAACUGUUGAAAUACAUUUUUCCCCCUAUGAAAAUGCAUGUUGAGCAUCCCUUUCCUGCCCCUGGUCCCCCAUCAUAUAUUGCCCGUGUGUAACAAUUGUGCACUGUGGUAUAAGGAGGGGAACCACCUCUGUGGAUUUUAAAAUACAAGAAAGUUUGCCUCUCUCCCACCCUACACUGGGCUAAGAACUGUAGAAUCUUGGUUAAGUGUUUGGGUUUAAAUGUCUGUUAGAAGUCUGUCACUUUGUGUUUCCUUACCUUGCUUCUUCUCACAACUGGUUUUGCCAGUUGGAAGCUCUUGUGAUUUUUGUUUGUUUGUUUUCAUUUCUACAGCAUAUUAAAUUAAACUGGAUUUGACAUUUGUAAAAUUUUCAAAACUGCUCUCCUGUAAAAAAAUUAGUUUCUUUAGCUGAAAACUUCCUACAAAAAAAAGUUAACUAUUAGCUAGACUUUUAAUGUAAACCUGAAAAUUAUUUAGUACCUAAUUGUUUGAAUACUGUACUGUAGAGCAGGCCUAGGAUAUGGGACUUCUUAGCAUUGUGACUUCAUACUGUAAAGUCAGCUACUACGUGGGAUGUUUUUAAAUUGUGACUUGUUUUCUAAGACCCCCCUCCUUGUCUUUUUCACAGCUAAUAUUUUCACAAUAAACACAGCCAAACAUAAAAAUAUUAAUGUACAAAUGAUGAAAUUCUGUUAAUUCCCAACAAAAUAUUUUUGUAUAUAAUAAAGAUUUAAUAUUGAAAAAAUGUAA
Molecule: messenger RNA, 8789 nt
Organism: Pseudopipra pipra
Lineage: Eukaryota; Metazoa; Chordata; Aves; Passeriformes; Pipridae
Gene: PALS2
Product: protein associated with LIN7 2, MAGUK p55 family member
Exons: 15
Coding region: 472-2094 (540 amino acids)
Cellular component (GO): plasma membrane; cell-cell junction
Molecular function (GO): protein binding
Source: RefSeq, a predicted model, not a curated record